Ostrea edulis (European flat oyster) is the source of this 4167-nucleotide messenger RNA. RefSeq names its product protein SCAI-like. Lineage: Eukaryota; Metazoa; Mollusca; Bivalvia; Ostreida; Ostreidae. The coding region runs from base 209 to 2035 and encodes 608 amino acids. Gene Ontology annotation, molecular function: transcription corepressor activity. The transcript has 17 exons. Gene Ontology annotation, cellular component: nucleus. Gene Ontology annotation, biological process: DNA-templated transcription. The record is from RefSeq and is a predicted model, not a curated record.
AAUCAAUAACUAAACUUCUUGUGUGUCAUAAACAAUUAGUUAUUCUAUCCUGUACAGAAAACCCUAGCAAAACCCCCAAUACAUCAAUUUUCCAUGUACCUUUUUUAUAGGAUGAUAAAACAAUGCAGACAUAAAACAUUUGUCUGGACCAUCAAACCGACAGACAAAUGGCGAGAAUUCCAGCGUUUCUAUGAGUUAACACCAAAUCAUGACAAUGCAACAACGAAAGGAUUGUCAAUUUAAAUCAGAGUGUGGGCGAUGCUACCACAACAAAAUGUCGACAAGUGAUGUUAGCCUUCCAGUUUUGGAUGAAAACGAGAAGAAAAUUGUGAACGAAUUUUGCCACCUACUAGAAAAAUCAAAGCAAUUGUUCAACGGACUAAGGGACCUUCCUCAGUAUGGACACAAACAAUGGCAGUCAUAUUUUGGUAGAACAUUUGAUGUUUACACAAAGCUCUGGAAAUUUCAACAGCAACACAGACAAAUCUUGGAUUCCAAAUAUGGCUUAAAAAGAUGGCAGAUAGGGGAGGUAGCCUCAAAAAUUGGACAACUUUAUUAUCAUUAUUAUUUGAGAACCAGUGAAACCAACUACUUGAAUGAAUCCUUCAACUUUUACUCAGCAAUACGACAGAGGGGAUAUUACUCCCGGGCCAGCAAAGAGGAGAGACCAGAUCUGAUGGUGAAGAAGCUGAGGUUUUAUGCCAGAUUUAUAUUAGUUUGUUUAUUGCUGAAGAAGAUGAAGCUUGUUAAGGACCUUGAGAGAGACCUUGGCAAACAAAUAGAUGACUACACAUCUACUUACCAACCAGAGGACCAAAGUGAAUGGAAAACCGUGCUGUCAGAAAUAAGAGAGUUCGAGGACGCUCACUGCACAGUGCGAGUUUUGGACCACGAUGGUACCCCAAUUGUUCUGUCUCACAGGCUGACCCCAUUAAAUACUCCCCCUUUAGAGAAGGGAACUCCAGCUAUACUCAGAUUACAAGAAAUCCUGAUCGUAGGAAACUCCUCAGAACAGGUACUGAAAUACAGUGAACUGACCCUGGACAUGUUUAGGAUGUUACAGACACUAGAGAGGGAACCACAAGAAGACUUAUCCAAUCAAAUCUAUGAUGCUUCCCCGGCCCCAGGCAGACCACCGUAUUUAUUGCCUUCGUAUAUGAAAAAAGAGGAAAAUGGAGACAGAAACAAUCGACGUGAAAACCCCCACAAGUAUCUUCUUUAUAAACCUACAUACAGCCAACUGAACACGUUCCUAGCCUCCGGGUUUAAGGAGCUUCCACCCACCGGAAUUAUACUUCUCUACAUCUCAGCUGACGGUAGCCCUAGCAGCAUGAAGCAUGGAGACGAUCCUGCCUAUGACCUGGGUGGUGUGGUGACAAAUGCCAGGAGGGAAGGAGAGGAGAUUAUUCGAACCAAAAAAUUAGGACAUCUCAAAGAAGUUCAUUGCCUGCACCCUGGGGAUCUAUACCCGUACACGAGAAAGCCUUUAUUUGUCAUCGUGGAUAGUGACAACAGCUCCUCAUUUCAAAAUAUUCCAAAUUUGUUUGGACAACCUGUGGUCUGUUUACUGUCUCCAGAGAGGGCACCUCCAACCAUGCAAGACAAACACAGAAGAGGAAAUCUGUUUACCAUGUUUCUACACGACCCCUUAAUGGCGUUCUGCUAUGUCUGCAAUAUUUAUGAAGUUCCUGUUGACCUUUGGGACAAGUGCACAGGGAUCAUAGACAAGUUCAUGAGUGAAGCUUCCAAACUCUUCUCCAGGUCAAAAAAGCUAGACAACAUGUACAUCCAAUUUAUCGGAGACGACUUCCUGAGAUUGCUGAUGUUACGAUUUGUCUUCUGCUACAUUGUGCUGAUUCUUCAUAGAGGUUUCAAGGGACCAAAUUUCUACCCCACCUGUUCCCCACUACUGCCUACUGAUGAAAUCCUGGAGCAUCCCGUUUUGUACAAAGUAGUUUUAGACUUAUCCACCCUAGUGGACAAUAGGACUCUGUUUGCGGAACCCGGGGAAGGAGACUUGCAUGGGGCCACAUAACCCCCCACAGACUCUUAGGAAUCUAAAUCAUUCUGCUCAGAGAGUUCUCAAAAUGUGUGUACUUUUCCUAUGUGUACUUCUAGGUGUUUAUAUCUACGAAGAAUCUAUCACGAGAAUACCUGCAGAAACCAUUAUGGGAGCAAAGUGAACACAUAUAACAUAAGAUUAUGUAUACUUAUCACAUAAUUAAAUCGCACACUCAAUUUUGAUGGUUACGAAAAUGUGGCUUUGUCUGUGUUAGAAUACUGAAUGCUUUAAAUUGUUAUGUUGAUUUUGAUUACCGAAACCAAAUGAUUUUCGACAAUCUGUUGUAAUAAGUUGAUGCAGCAUGUGAUAAUCAUGUGAUCAUUGUAACACUAGUCUUCUUGUGAUGUGUCCUCAUUACAAGCCAUUAGUUGUUUGGGAUAUGGUUGUGUAAGAAUACAUAUUGGAAUUCUUAACUGUAUGGUAGUUUGGCAGUGUUAUAUUUACGGCCUUCCUACUUAACACUACCCUACAAAUAACAAAAACCACAUCUUUUGUGCAUGGGAAGUAUUAACAACUUGAAAUUAUACUGUUUUGAUUUGUGCAGAGCUUUAAAAAAAAUUCCCAUAUUUAAUCAUUGAAAACACUGCAAGAUAUCUUAUUGAUAUCAGUAUUCGAUAGAUCAAUUCAUAGGUGUAUACUACGCAUGUAAAAUAUCAAAUGAUGACACAUUUGUUGACAAGGGAUUGAUACUCCUGUAAAACUUCUAGACUAACAUCCGAUUCCUUCACAUCUACAGUGAUCGACCAGUAACACGAAAGUGAAAUCCAGAUAAUUAAGUUAUACAACUGUUGAGCGUACAGUAAAAAGAAAUCCAUUGUGAAGUUACGUCUGUGUGUUCGAGCUUCGUUCUUUAUGUGGUUACUUAAAUUUAGGUUAUACAAGAUUAUGUUUGUAGUUUUCUUUACAAGAUUAAUGAACUUUUAUUUAUUUGAAAUCUAAUGAAUGUCAAUUAUGCCAUUUUGUUGGUCGAGUGUACAUGUAUUUUGUUGGGUUUUUUUUCCAUUUUUUGUAAUAAAUGUAAUUUUAUGCCAUUUCUUGUUUCCACUUCCAGAUAUACAUGUACUUUUGUUGGUGCUUUUUGUAAUGGUUAUUUUUUGUUGUAUAUUUAUUAUGUAUUUAUUGUUAUUAUUUACACUGUAUGUUGCAGAUUAAGAUUUAAAAGAUUUGUUUAUCAGAAAUUUUAUAGCUUAUUUUUCUUUCACUCAAACCCCACCUGUUUUAUUCUUUGAUGGGCAGAAUGCACCCAAAUGUAACUGAUAGUUCUAAAAAUUUAAUUUAAUGAUAGAUAAAUGAAAUCUGUAUCAAGAUAUAUAGAUAUUCAAUUAAAAUUCACAAUUCCAUUGCAUGCCACCUUGUUACUAUUUUCGUGAUCUGAAUUAUGCAUUGCUGUCCAAGAAAUGAACUGCUUAAUUGUAAAGAAUCACUGUAUACAAAGUUAUUUUCACCCCCCCCCCCCCUUUCUACCAUUGCAAAUGGUUUUGCCCCAUUCUAAAUUCACCCCAACACAGUUGUGUUAAAAGAGAUAAGAGAAAAUGAGAAAAUGGUUUUGCCCAGUCUUAAAAUCUGCCCACUGACAAGGGCGAACAUAAGAGGGGCAAAUAUUUCACAGUAUACAGUAUUUGGGUUGUGUGUGAAUUUUUUCCCUGGCACAAUAUAAACUGCUGAUGUCUUGCCACCAGUUUACACAGUACAACUAGCCAUUGUUAGAGAUUUAUGUGUCGACAUUCCAUAGAUUGUACAUGUCAAUUGUAAUUAUGUUGCAUGAGGUCAAUUCUAAGCUCGCAUUCCUGUUGAUUGUUUUGUUUCUGUGCAGAACAUCACAAUUUUUUGUCCUCUAUCAGGAAUCAUAACUCUGCAUUACAUAUAUAAUAGCAAAAAGUUAUAUUACCAUCAAUUUUAAAAUACAAAAAUCUGUGAGACUAGUUCAUGUUCAAAUAUCAGAUUGGAAUUGAAUGUAAAAUAUUUAAUGAUAUUAAGGCUAGGUAACAUUUUCAUGUUCUGUAUUUUGUUUCCUUUUGUCUCUGAAAAAAAUUUCUGUGUUUGUUAUGGAAUAUAUAUUAUUUAUCGUUUUGGUAUUUUCUUGAUAAUAAAUAAUGUACACUUUG